Messenger RNA from Drosophila guanche, 1975 nucleotides. RefSeq names its product protein commissureless 1 (gene comm). Gene Ontology annotation, biological process: axon guidance. The record is from RefSeq and is a predicted model, not a curated record. Lineage: Eukaryota; Metazoa; Arthropoda; Insecta; Diptera; Drosophilidae. The transcript has 2 exons. The coding region runs from base 520 to 1623 and encodes 367 amino acids.
AUUAUACCAUGCUUUCAAAACCUAAAAUGAGCUCUCUCGCUCGAUUCUGUAUCGAGAGUGCUGGCUAUUGCUCUCUCGCAUUUCAGAGAGAAUGUAGCCGAGAGAGACUUCACCCUCAAAACAUGAAUCUCCCUCAAAACCAGAAAACUAGAAAAAAUGUGGAUGAAAACACUUUUGAGUGUUGAUUUUUGUUCAAUCGUUCUCGGGCCGAGGAAAAGGAAAGAACAGAAUUCUGAGUUCAGAAAAUUUCGUUGAUUUCCCACAAAAUGUUUACGAGCGGUUAUUUCGCAUCAAAGAAAAAAUUGUUAAACUGCAUUUAAACUAAUGCCCGCCACUUAUAAGUUUAUUAUUAGACAACGAACCACAUUCGCGUGCGAAAGCCCAGAACUUUGAAAUAUCGAUGACAAAACAUAUAUAGUCAAACGAUUUGUUUACGUGCGGUGUGGUGUGUGAACUGUGUAAGUGUGCCUGACCCAAAACCAAAGCGAAACUUCUCCAACACCCAAUACAGAAACCAAAAUGAAAAAUACAACGGAUUACCCUAGAUUAGACCCAACCACAGCGGAAGGAGCCAGCGAAGAGCUGUACGCGAGGUUUAUCUCCGCCCCGACGAGCAGCAUGAGUACCGAAGCUAUUGCUGAGCACAUGCAACAGAAUCAAAUCACCUUCGAGAUACCCAGCGCCCUCGAUAUGCGGCACAUCGACACACUUAACUCGUUCAACGCCUUGCUCCAGCGGAUCGGCAAUGCCGCCGUCUCGAACAACGCCGCACCACCCUUUGGAUGGACGCAUAAAGGCAUCAUCAGCACCGAACAGCUCUCCAAGUCGGUGGUGCUGGACUUGGCCGAUCUUCGGGACCGGGGCGAGGAUAGCGGCGAUCCGGCGGGUUGGUGGAAUCACAUCUUCAACGACGCCGAUAUGCUCGUGCUAAUCAACUAUCUGUGGAUCGGAGUAAUCAUCUCCCUGGUGGUGCUAUCCCUUGUCUUCAUCCUAUUCAGCUGCUACUUCUAUCGAAAGUUCCGCACAUGGAAGAAAUGCAAUAAAGAUAUAAGUACACAGAUCCAUUCCGCCAACGAUUCUUCCCACGGAGCAGGGUCUCACCUAGACAGCUGUGAUGCUAGUCGCCUGCUCCUCCAUCAGUCGCAACAGCCAUCUGCUGCUAACAGCAAUGAAGCUUCAUUUUACGAAAUCGAGUCCCCACCCUGCUAUACAAUUGCCACCGGGUUACCCAGCUAUGAUGAGGCUCUGCAUCACCAGCCUCAUCACUUUGCCUACGGCAUGAAGUUUGUGUACCCCUGCCUGGCACCUGUGCAUCAUCAUCAUCACCAUCAUCCACGCACCACCUGCACACCCAUUAGGGAGAAGACCAAACUGCAGCAUCAGCAACUGAAUAAGCUGCAAAAGUGCAAACUGUCAGCAGCAGCUGCCACGGAGGAGGACAAAACCUGCAUCUCCAUAUCCGAGUCCGAAACGGCCAUGCCUGCUGUUCGCAUUAACAUUCAGGAUGAGGAGCAGUCUGAGCCGGAGCACAGGGAUCUGGCUGUGGUGACAGCACAAAGUUUACUGCCAGCGGCUACUGCUGGCGAUGAGUACGCCACAUUGGUUGUUGUAGUUGCCUCGUGAUUGCCCAGAUAGUAGGCAGAGGAAGAGUACCGAUUCGAGUCAGCGACUCGAGUCGUGGAGGGAUCAGGAAUAGCAGCAAAUUGCUUAGUCACUUGUAAAUACAUGCGUCGUCUGAUGCUAAAGAUGUUUCUAACGUAGAGACAUAUAGCCUUAUAAAAUAAUUAUUAACCAAAAUUCAAUGUUUGCUAUCUAUACUCGUAUAGACCCUCUCACAACAUUGCCCCCUCAAAAGUAUUUGUUAUAUUAUUGUAUUAUGCAAGACUGAGUAUUAUUUAAUUUAUAUAUUACUGUAUAUUGUAUUGAACCUAGUUGUAUGACCAUUAAACUUGACUGUGAAGAGAGAAAAUAUACA